GAGGCUACGGGACGUGGUCCAACGGUGUUAUUACGAGUAGGGCGAAGGGGCCAUACAAAGCGAGAAGGCGAAGUUUAGAAGUGAAGGAUCAGCUGGACAAGAGUCGGGAUGGACUCAACGCCCGUCGAAACCACUCAACGACCGGUUUCGGGCGGUUGUGCAAUGUACACAGCGACAUCUGAACAGUUUGAGUAGGACGGCGCCAUGUUUCGAUGUCAAGCGACAACGUUUCGAGUCGGACGAUCUUGGUAGCCGCACUCAGCGGCUCAAGUUUCUGCUUUGAUUUCGUACUGUUGCGCUUACGCCUACGUUGUUUUAGACUAUUCGACAACUACUACCAAGGACAAUCGCAUUUGCAAGUACGAAGGCAACAUUCGAGCAAACACAAGAUCGCGCGAAGGAUGCUGGAUAGUGUCACGAAGAUUGGAGAGAGGCGACACCAGCUAGUACGACGAAGCCCUGCACGGCGAAUUCAAGGGAACACAGAUUCAUGCGUAGGGCCUGAGCGCCCUUCGUUUCCUGUCAUUCUUACGAUGAUUCGCUCACGGCUAUAUUUUUCUAGAGUAUACACCAAGAGGCACGCGUCUGUGUUCGCAACGAAGCAACAGCCGCAAGGGCGACGAGGUCUCAUGCAAGACACGCAAAGAGGCGCGAGGAUCUACCGGCUCAAGGUGAAGCAUUUUACUAUAGUCCGAGCACGUACAACGUUGAAACACGUCGUUUCUUGCCUCAAGAAAGUAAUCAACGAAGACAGGGGACUCGAGGUCGCACAGUAGCACCUAGCACAAGAGCUUCGGCCGCCGGGCUCGACACCAGACAAGAUACGAGAAACCAAGGAUGCACAUGUGCAUAUAGCGCCGACACCAUGAGAUCGGAGGGGAUGGGCAGGACGAAAUCCCCGGUGAGCGUAUCAAUAAUUAGCUUUUUUUAAUACAUUUUUUGCCAUCGUGC
Pisolithus orientalis is the source of this 951-nucleotide messenger RNA. RefSeq lists its product as uncharacterized. The transcript has a single exon. NCBI's taxonomy places the organism in Eukaryota, Fungi, Basidiomycota, Agaricomycetes, Boletales, Pisolithaceae. The record is from RefSeq and is a predicted model, not a curated record. The coding region runs from base 213 to 776 and encodes 187 amino acids.